CACAGAACGGAAGAGGCGGGUCAAGCGUGUCUCUACGGCAAGUUCAAAUGCAAAGAGCUUUCUGUGCGGAGAAAGGUGGUCGUGAUAAAUGUGUUGCUUCAUUUACUUUGUUAGCAAGAUAGUGAAAUGAUGAAUAAGGUUGUUUUGGUGACGGGAGCCAACAGUGGCAUCGGCCUGGCUCUCUGUGAGCGUCUCCUCGGUUCCCAUGAUGCCGAGGGGCUCCACCUGUGUCUGGCCUGUCGGAACAUGCGACGGGCUCACGCCGCUCGUUCGGCCCUACUCGGCGCCCACCCCGCGGCCCAAGUGACGCUGCUGCAGAUGGACACCAGCAGCAUCAGCUCGGUGCUCAGUGCUGCACGGGAGCUCCAACUCAGGUUUAACCGGCUGGAUUAUGUCUACCUAAAUGCGGGGAUCAUGCCAAACCCUCAGUUUGAUCUCAAGGCUUUCUUCAAAGGCCUCUUUUCCAGUAGUGUCAUCACCAUGUUUGCAACCGGCGAGGGCAUCCUGACACAAAAGGAUGGAGUCACUCCAGACGGCUUGCAGGAAGUAUUCGCCACCAACCUCUUCGGCCACUUCCUCCUUGUCAGAGAACUUGAACCGCUUAUUUGCCAACCCGGCCAGACCUCUCAGCUCAUCUGGACGUCCUCCAGUAACGCUCGUCGCUCGGCUUUUAGCCUGGAAGACGUGCAGCACCGCAAGGGCAGCGAGCCGUACAGCUCAUCCAAAUAUGCUUCCGACCUUCUGAGCUUGGCAAUCAACACGCGCUACAACAAGCUGGGAUUGUAUUCCUCCGUGAUUUGUCCCGGCUUUGUGAUGACCAACCUGACCUAUGGUAUCCUGCCUUCCUUCCCUGCAUUCCUCUGGACCCUGCUCAUGCCUCUCUUAUGGCUGAUCAGAGUGUUCACCAACACUUUCACCCUGACACCCUACAACGGAGCUGAAGCUUUGGUUUGGCUUUUUAAUCAAAAACCUGAAAGGUUGGACCCACGGGCCAAAUAUCACAGUUUAACAUCUGUUCUCGGCCAUAGCUACACACAGCUACGGCAGAUGGAUGUCGACUUGGACACGUCACAGGCGCUCUAUGACAAACUGCUCCGGCUGGAGCGGGAAGCCAAAAGGAAACCUAUUGCAUCUUAACAACAGCCGUUUGACUGCCAGCCUGCUAAUGAGAUGUGUCAGAAAAGUUCUAGGACUGGUGUCACAAAAGAUAUUUAAAAUAUGAACUACACAAUUUUUUUUUUCUCCUUCAAAGUCAUCGAUACACACGUUCCCGGCCUUCCCUGCCGCUUUCAUGCACUCCUAGAAGGAUUCUUCCGCGAUCCUCCACAUCUCCAUUGUCAUGGCCAGCUUGAUAUCAUUAACCUCUUCAAAAAACGAGUGCCCUUGUGAGCUUGUGAAAGAGGGGGAAGAAAUUACGCAGAGCCAGGGUGAGUAGCAAGGUUUCUCCAACACAGCGUUUUUUUUUUUUUUUCUCGUCAAAGAACUGUCAGAUGCUCAGGGGAUUGUGAGAAGGCUCUUUAGGUUUGAAACAUGUCUAGCAACAUUCCUGGAUUUGGCUAAUUUGCAGAAUUAGUAUCAGAGCCGAGAUAACACUUAUGUCAGGGUAUUUUACAAUGCAAGCCUGUCGUUUUGACGCACACCACACCACGCAUAAAAUGUUAUCUGUCACUGACCAAACUCUCCUGAGAAAUAUUGCAUCUACUCGUCCCUACUUGAGGUUGGACCCAAUCUGUUUUUCCAUUUGUUUGGAUUAGGAAACAUUUUUUCCUAUUUAAAAAAAAAUAGUCAAAGAGAACCGAUCUGUUCCAUGGUGCAACUGUCACCAUCAUAAUCUUUAUUUUUAAUACGAGCAAAGUAUAACGAAUAUAUCCAACCUUUUAUCGUGCCAAGGCACAUCCUGUAUUUAAAAAAAUGCCAGAAAAACAAUUUGUAUUGACAUCAUCAUGGCCUUGUUGCAAUUUACACACAAAUUGAUUUACUCUGUGUUAAAUUUAAUCCAGCCCUAUUAUUCCGUUGUAUGAAUGAGAAAAGUUGAUACGCAGGUUAAGUGUACCUUCUGGCAACUAGUCGAAUUGCAUGAACGUGUUUGGCCUGUCAUGAAAUGGCGUGGCAUUGAUAGAUGAACAAAUAUACGGUAAAAAUUAUUUGUAGUCCAAUAAUUUUUGGACCAAUGAAGUGAAAUAUGUUAAUCUGACAUACACCUGAUGAUCUAUCACUGCCUUACACAGUAAAAUUACAAACCUAAUAUGAAGGUAUUCACACAUUUCACAUUUUAACAUUAUUUGUCACACGAGUGUUAAAAAA
Molecule: messenger RNA, 2304 nt
Organism: Hippocampus zosterae (dwarf seahorse)
Lineage: Eukaryota; Metazoa; Chordata; Actinopteri; Syngnathiformes; Syngnathidae
Product: 3-keto-steroid reductase/17-beta-hydroxysteroid dehydrogenase 7-like
Exons: 9
Coding region: 127-1137 (336 amino acids)
Biological process (GO): cholesterol biosynthetic process
Cellular component (GO): endoplasmic reticulum membrane
Molecular function (GO): 3-beta-hydroxysteroid 3-dehydrogenase (NADP+) activity; estradiol 17-beta-dehydrogenase [NAD(P)+] activity; 5-alpha-androstane-3-beta,17-beta-diol dehydrogenase (NADP+) activity
Source: RefSeq, a predicted model, not a curated record